Messenger RNA from Rodentolepis nana, 450 nucleotides. The record is from the annotation of a GenBank genome assembly. Lineage: Eukaryota; Metazoa; Platyhelminthes; Cestoda; Cyclophyllidea; Hymenolepididae.
AUGCUUCCAGGGGUGUGUGGAGACGGCCAUCUCAAUCACGAGUGCAUCAGAUCGGUGAACCAGCUGAAGUAUGUGACUGAUAUUGAACUGACUGAAAUGGGCAUGAGUCGACCCGAGAUUCGACGUCUCAGGAAACUCUUUGAGAAGGAAUGUCCCCAAACUACUAUGGGAAAGCUCAAGAAGAAACUGGCCCGCUCGACAAGUGCUCGACCACCUCCAUCGCGGUAUCAACGUGCUUCCACAGAACCACCAGGAGAUGACAGGGAAAGCAUCUUUGGCGAAGCCAUCAGCAGCAUUGGAGGUGAUAGCAGGCACAUUGCUGGCUAUCGUGUGAUUCCAGUCAGCGAACUUGAGUUGGCUAGUCCUCUGGGACAGGGUGAAUUUGGACGGGUUCAUCAGGUAGGUCUUCUUUUUUUCUUGCUCUAUACUGCGGAGAAGAAUCUUUAUUGA